Messenger RNA from Elgaria multicarinata webbii, 854 nucleotides. It is a transcript of the gene PSMB3, whose product is annotated as proteasome 20S subunit beta 3. Gene Ontology annotation, cellular component: proteasome core complex, beta-subunit complex; proteasome core complex. The coding region runs from base 78 to 695 and encodes 205 amino acids. Gene Ontology annotation, biological process: proteasome-mediated ubiquitin-dependent protein catabolic process. The transcript has 6 exons. The record is from RefSeq and is a predicted model, not a curated record. Lineage: Eukaryota; Metazoa; Chordata; Lepidosauria; Squamata; Anguidae.
UUAGUCGUAGCUGCGGAAGGAAGCUGUGCGAAGGUGGAAGAGCUGCGAGGGGAAAGGGGCUUUCUUCGGUCGCCGUCAUGUCUAUUAUGUCCUAUAAUGGGGGUGCUGUAAUGGCCAUGAAAGGGAAAAACUGUGUGGCCAUUGCUGCUGAUCGGAGGUUUGGCAUUCAAGCUCAGAUGAUUACUACAGACUUCCAGAAAAUCUUUCCAAUGGGAGACAGACUAUUCAUUGGUUUGGCUGGACUUGCCACAGAUGUACAGACAGUUGCCCAAAGGCUCAAGUUCCGGCUAAAUCUCUAUGAACUGAAAGAAGGCAGGCAAAUCAAACCACAGACCCUGAUGAGUAUGGUGUCCAACCUCCUGUAUGAGAGACGGUUUGGACCUUACUAUACAGAACCAGUGAUAGCUGGGUUGGAUCCGGUCACAUACGAACCCUUUGUCUGCUCCUUAGACUUGAUCGGCUGUCCAAUGACAACAGAUGACUUUGUGGUCAGUGGCACCUGUGCAGAGCAGAUGUAUGGCAUGUGUGAAUCCCUCUGGGAACCCAAUAUGGAACCAGACCACCUCUUUGAAACCAUAGGCCAAGCCAUGCUCAAUGCAGUGGACAGAGAUGCCGUGUCUGGCAUGGGUGUGAUAGUUCAUGUGAUUGAGAAAGACAAGAUAACUACCCGAACACUGAAAGCUCGGAUGGACUAACGGAAGUUGUGGUUAUUUUGGAAUACUCAGCAUUUUCUUUUAAAUUGUCUUGGUGACUCGAAUGCUGGUCCUGUUAAAGAAACCAUAUAAUUUUGUAAUCAAAAAGAGCUCUUCAAAAGAAAAAUGCAUUGUUGGUAGAAUAAAGAGUUUUCCUAAGAA